AUGCCUCCCCUCCCUGCCCCCCUCCUCCUGACCCUGCUCCAACUUGCAGUGUUCGCCUAUGUUAGUGGUGGGGCGUACUAUGGACACAAGCAACACCCUCAGCCAUACCAGCCAAUGCAGCAUGUUCCACAUAUGGGCGUUGGCAAGGAAGGGUUUCCACAGCAACAGUUCAUUGGCAAAGAGGUGCCCUACAUGCAAUACCCCCACUACAGGAAGGAGAUGCCACAGAUGCCAGUGCACAAGGGCAAGAAUCCCCGCAAAGGUGGUAACUUUAAAGGUGGACAAGACAAAGGUCAGACAGUCCCUAGUGGUGCAGAGGGAAUUCCCCAAGGUGAACCUGGUCCUGCUGGACCACCUGGGCCAGAGGGACCUCCAGGACCUCCUGGACCUCCAGGCAAUGGACAACCGGGACUUGAGGGAAGACCUGGACCACUCGGGCCACCAGGACCACCUGGAGUGGGAAAACAAGGAUUGCCAGGAUUACCAGGGAAGCCAGGAGCAAACGGUGAAAAUGGACCACAAGGAGAAAUGGGCCCCAGGGGUGAGGAAGGGCCAGCUGGACAGCCUGGACCACAGGGUCCACCAGGGCCACCUGGGCUACCAGGAAUAGGUAAACCGGGGGUACCAGGAUUACCAGGCCAACCAGGACCCAAAGGGGAACCAGGUCACAAAGGUCUUCCAGGACUACCAGGGUUACCAGGACCCAAAGGUGAAAAAGGGAUGGGCCAGCCAGGACAACCUGGCCACAAAGGACUCCCUGGAUUGCCAGGACCUGCUGGGCCCAGGGGGUUACCUGGUUUUGGAAAACCUGGACUGAAUGGGGCACCGGGCCCACAAGGACCGCCUGGAGAGAAAGGCCAUAUUGGAGAACAAGGACCAGCAGGGCCACCUGGUGAAGGAGGACCACCUGGCCCACCAGGUUUACCUGGCCUGGGUAAGCCUGGUCAAAAUGGCCUGCCAGGACAACCAGGCACACCAGGUCCAAAAGGUCAUCCAGGACCACCAGGAUUGCCAGGAAAACCAGGACUGCCUGGAUUUGGUAAACCAGGACUCCAAGGACCAAAGGGUGAUAAAGGUAUGGGUGGGCCACCAGGGCCUCCUGGACCAAAAGGAGAUAAGGGCCAUGGAGGGCUACCUGGUAUGCUUGGACCUCCUGGUCCCCAUGGUCCACCAGGUCCUCCAGGCCCAAAGGGACCACCUGGAGGUUUAGGUGCACCCGGUCCUAAAGGAGACUGUGGAGAGGGAGGGCCUAAAGGGGGUGAUGGAGCCAAGGGUGAUGCUGGACCCCCUGGUAUUUCUGGUAAGGAUGGCAUUCCUGGAGAGCGUGGAGAGCCAGGGCCACGAGGUCCACCAGGUCCAAAUGGUGCAAAAGGAGAGGGUGGGCAUAAAGGUCUUCCUGGUCCAAGUGGUCCCCCAGGACUUCCUGGGCCCAAAGGACAAAGUGGAUUACCUGGUGAAAUGGGUCCUCAAGGUUCUAAAGGUAUCCCUGGAAUGGAUGGUGCUGCAGGACCAGUUGGGCCUCCUGGCCUUCCUGGGCCAAAAGGAGAAAGUGGUCCACCUGGUCCACCAGGAUUGACAGGUGAGGGCAUUCCAGGCCUUACUGGCCCAGUAGGACCCCCAGGGAAAGAAGGCCCAUCAGGACCCCCUGGUCUACAAGGUCAGCCUGGCCCUCCUGGACCACCUGGCCCACCUGGAGUACCAGGUUACUCACCUGACAUGGCUGGAGUGCUUUCUGAGAUGGGUCCUGGUCUGGAUGGUGUUAAGGCUGGCAGUUAUGGCAAGAAGGGUAAAUAUGGAGGUAACGGGGCAGAAAUUUUGGGUGCCAGUGGUUUGGAAAUGCCAGCAUUCACAGCUGUUGUAACCACACCCUUCCCACCGGUGGGCAGUCCAGUAGUCUUUGAUAGGCUCUUGUACAAUGGUCGCCAAAACUACAACCCCCAAACAGGGAUCUUCACCUGUGACCUGCCUGGCAUUUAUUACUUUGCCUACCACAUUCACUGCAAAGGAGCUAAUGUGUGGGUGGCCUUGAUGAGAAACAAUGAACCAGUGAUGUAUACAUAUGAUGAAUACAAAAAAGGUUUCCUGGAUCAAGCAUCAGGGAGCGCGGUACUACCUCUACAACCUGGGGACACUGUGUAUAUACAGCUGCCCUCGGAUCAGGCUGCAGGACUUUAUGCAGGGCAGUAUGUGCACUCUUCCUUCUCUGGGUAUUUGUUAUAUCCAAUGUAA
This is a messenger RNA of Sphaeramia orbicularis (orbiculate cardinalfish), 2229 nucleotides long. It is a transcript of the gene col8a1a, whose product is annotated as collagen, type VIII, alpha 1a. Gene Ontology annotation, molecular function: extracellular matrix structural constituent conferring tensile strength; protein binding. The transcript is spliced from 2 exons. Gene Ontology annotation, biological process: extracellular matrix organization. The record is from RefSeq and is a predicted model, not a curated record. Lineage: Eukaryota; Metazoa; Chordata; Actinopteri; Kurtiformes; Apogonidae. Bases 1 to 2229 code for a protein of 742 amino acids.